Orcinus orca (killer whale) is the source of this 3050-nucleotide messenger RNA. It is a transcript of the gene ASB5, whose product is annotated as ankyrin repeat and SOCS box containing 5. The record is from RefSeq and is a predicted model, not a curated record. The transcript is spliced from 8 exons. Gene Ontology annotation, biological process: intracellular signal transduction; positive regulation of protein catabolic process; protein ubiquitination. Gene Ontology annotation, molecular function: protein binding. NCBI's taxonomy places the organism in Eukaryota, Metazoa, Chordata, Mammalia, Artiodactyla, Delphinidae. The coding region runs from base 113 to 1102 and encodes 329 amino acids.
UUAAACCGGCAGCGGGGCCAGGACCAGCUGUCCAGGAGCAUCCCGGACCGGAGCCAGGCACAUUCGGGACUUGGAUCUGACCGAGGGCGGCAGCAGCCGGGCUGGUGCAGCGAUGUCGGUGGUCGAGGAAAGCCGGCCCUUUGCUCAGCAGCUCUCCAACGUCUACUUCACCAUCCUCUCGCUGUUCUGUUUCAAGCUCUUUGUGAAAAUCAGCCUCGCCAUCCUCAGUCACUUCUACAUAGUGAAAGGCAACCGCAAGGAGGCGGCCCGGAUAGCGGCUGAAUUUUACGGAGUAACCCAAGGACAAGGUUCCUGGGCAGAUCGGUCACCACUUCAUGAAGCGGCAAGUCAAGGUCGUCUUCUUGCUCUGAGAACAUUAUUAUCGCAGGGCUAUAAUGUCAAUGCAGUAACCAUAGACCACGUCACCCCGCUACACGAGGCCUGCCUUGGAGAUCACGUGGCCUGUGCCAGGACACUUCUGCAAGCUGGAGCUAAUGUAAAUGCGAUCACCAUAGACGGUGUGACCCCGUUAUUCAAUGCGUGCUCACAAGGCAGCCCCAGCUGCACAGAACUGCUUCUGGAAUAUGGUGCCAAACCCCAGCAGGAGUCCUGUCUUCCUUCCCCUACACACGAGGCCGCCAGCAAAGGUCACCAUGAAUGUCUGGAAAUCCUCAUAUCCUGGGGCAUAGAUGUUGAUCAAGACAUUCCUCAUCUGGGAACCCCUCUGUAUGUAGCUUCUAUGUCUCAGCAGUUCCACUGCAUCCGGAAGCUUCUUUACGCUGGCGCUGACGUACAAAAAGGCAAAUAUUGGGAUACCCCAUUACACGCUGCUGCUCAACAGUCCUGUAUAGAAAUUAUAAACUUACUGCUAGAAUUUGGAGCGGACGUCAAUGCCAGAAACACAGAGCUUCUGAGACCUGUCGACGUAGCGACCUCUAGCAGUUUGGUGGAAAGAUUACUGCUUCAGCAUGAAGCUACCCCAAGCUCUCUGUGCCAGCUUUGCAGACUCUGUAUCAGAAACUACAUUGGAAGACCAAGAUUACACCUUAUCCCACAGCUCCAGCUGCCAACAUUAUUGCAGAAUUUCUUACAGUAUCGAUAAGGCAGUAAAAUAAUUCUAAAUGUUUGAAAAUCAAAAAUUUCUAUUUCAUCUGCAUAGUGUAUAUUUCAUAUUAAAAUAUGCUAAAGAUAGGGGAAAGAGAUAUGAGAACACCCCGGAGAAGAAGUGAAAUGGCAAUUUUAGUUAAAGUGUACUAGUACAUACUAUUGUUUUAUGCAUUUUUACUGUUUUUGAACUAUAGUACAUUUAAAAUAUCUAUAUAUUACUAGCUAUUCCCAUAUAUCCCUUUGUUGAUUUAGAAAAAAAUGAGAAAUUCACCAUUUCAUUUUUAGAAUGAAACAGAAAAAUGUGAACCCUUACUAAAAGUAUUUGUAUAUUAUAUUUUUAAAGGUCUAUAUUUUUCAAAUAAUAUGUUAGCUUUUAAAUUUUGGCCUCUGUAAUUGACUAUCUCUGUAUUUUUUAUAUUAAUACGAAAUAUGAGUAUGGUUUAGAAAAGAGUAAGUCAUAACCUUUUUGAAAUAAAGUUGACUCUCAUUCAGGAAACCCACCCUGUUAGAUGUACACUUGUCAUUGUAAUGAUUAAUUCCAUGAAGAAAGGAUUAAUUGCCCCUUCCCUGCAAAGAUCCCACUGGUCACUUCACCGCUUUAAAUGAACCUAUUUCAGAAACUGGUAGGACUAAAAUGGUCACUACUGCCCUCUCACGCUGAGAACUUUGGAACAUUACACACCUGCUCAAACCAUCUGAAGACCCUCUCCUUCUCAAGGGUGGCCUCUCCAGGUUUCCCUUCUGUGCUUUUGCACGUAUCACUCCAGCCUUCCCCCAGUUCAGAGACUGCUGAUAGCUGGUGAUACCUGGACCCAGGAAAAUGAACUUCAUAUCUCAUUGAUAAAGAGGCCCUGGGUCACACUUCAGGGGUCAGGGCAGUCCAAGGCUAUAGAAAAGGGAAGAAGAAAAAUGCCUUAACUUGUGGGGUUUACAAAGAAAGGGACAAGGGGGUACCACUUAGCAAAUGUAGAAAACUCAGAAAAUGUACGCUAUCUGUGGACCUUCAUUGUGGUGUUCCUAACCCUUCUUACACGAAGCAAGGGUUCUGCAUAGAUUGUACUGCAAGGGAAUGCGGUACACCAGAAGGUAUUAGUGUAGCGGUGUCCCCUGCAGGGGUGUAUUCUCUUCUGCUUAACUGUACUUGAGUGCGAUGUAAAACAUAACUUAAAAAAUUAAAUAAAAAUUUUUAAAAAGCCUUGUGACUUCUUUGUAAUUUAGACUAUAUUUGAGUUUAUUAUGGAUUUAGAAAUAAGAUAAUCAAGAUACUUAUAACACUGUGUAAACUAGAAGAAAAUAUUUUGAUGAGUUUUAUAUUAUAAAUUUAUCAAAUUUUGAUAAAAUAUUUUGACGACCCAGGGGCCUAGUAACUUAGUUCUUGUUUGACUUUCAGAGACCCAUGGGAAAUAAACUAUUAUUGUAUGUAACCCCAAAGUUACUAAGAUUUGCAUUUUUAAAAAAUCAUUUUAGAUUUUCGAAAGUAGAAAUAAGGCUGUAGCAUGUUUGUUUAAAAAAUGUCUUCUAUGUGGGUAGAGACUUUUAACUUAGUCUGUUUUACAAAAUAUCUCAGUUUAAUAAAUUUGUAAUAUCCUCAGAAGAAUAUGCAUUUAACUGUUGUUUUAUUAUAGAGUAACCCUAUUAAGUAUAAUUAUGUAUUAAAACUGCUUUUAUAAAACAGUUUUCUACUAGCAUUUUCCCUGAGCUAGAGGUCAUCUUGGAGUAUAAGAGUAAUGCAGGGCAUCCCUCUUAAUUGAUCUUGUGCCAAUAAGAGUAGUAAAUAUCAAAUAUUAAAAUAAAAAUUGACACUUGAAAAUUUUAGUAUGCUGGUACCUUGUAUCUUAGCUUGAGUACAAUUGUCUUAUCAAAGAUGUGUUCUAAUUUAAAUAUAUCAUAUUUGUUAAUAUAUUAAAGUGGGAUGUUUAUCCCUGGAAUAAAGCACUUUUUUU